CACAUUGUCAUAAGUUUUCGGAUUUUCAGUCAUUUAAAACGUGAAGAUAAAUAUAGAUAUUAUCAUAGAUAUUCUAUUAUGUAUUUUUGUUUGAAGAUUGCAAUUUUCCCCUGAUAAUCAUGAUAUUAAAAUUGAACGAACUUCUUACAAAAUCUUGUACUUUUAUUUUAAUACUCGUGCCAUCAGCAAUAGCAAUUUGGAACAAAUAUUUGAUGAUAAAUUCGGAUAGCUGGAGGUUUACUAACGUUUUUCGACAUGAACAAAAAAUACAAAACAUAGAAUGUCUUGUUUUGUGCGACCAAACCGUUGGAUGUGAGACCGUGAAUUAUAAUUCUAAGGCAAAGUCGUGCGAGCUUUUAUAUCCCGGCCUGUGGGUACCAACUGCCCCACUAGCAACGGAAUCAAGUUGGGUUGUGUAUUACAAAGGUGCCAAGCAUAUUAUUGCCGCUAGUGUUUGGCAGACGUCAACACGUGUACCGACCAAUGCACAUUCAGCAGAUUUGGCCGUUGACGGAAAUCGCAACAAUACUUUUGUAGACAGGUGUGCUCACACUGAUGACUACCUAUCUUCUUGGACAAUCGAAUUUGAGCAUGAGGCUGAAGUGUCUCAUGCCGUUGUCUACUUAUGGAAUGAUAAACAGUACAAUCACAGAAACACAAACUUAACAUUGGUGAUUUCCGAAACACGUCAAGAUUCCGACAACAACAUCGGCACUGUCUGUGCAACUUACACUGGACCCCCUGCAUCCCCCCUUCCACCAGUUAAAAUCACGUGCACACAACCUGUUACGGGAAGGUUCUUGAAGAUCAAUCACAAUUAUUAUCAUCACCUUGCUCUGUGUGAAGUCGAGGUUUUUUCUACUUAGAUAGAGCACAAUGUCUUCAUGUGUUAACUUAAAGCGGCCUUCAGUUUUUAUUUUAUGCUUUGAAGCAAAGAACAAUAAUGUGAUGUUUCAAACUGUUUCAGUAAUUUUAUCCUUAAAAAGUUCAUCAUGUCACUGUUAUAUUGUUAUUUAAAGCUGCACGCCUCCAGAUGAGCAAAAAUAUUUCAAUAAAAUCACACCUGAGAAAAAAUGUACUAAAAGUUUUAGGAAAAGUAAAGAGAUUCAAAAUUCUAGUUACAAUUUACAUGUUAUAUGCGAUUAAUGGCCAAUUUCUCAGUAAUUAUAACUAUAUUUCAACUGCGAUACUUACACAGUAAGGGCAUUUUGUGCAUAUUUUAACAUCAUUUUGGUAAUUUACAUGGGUGAAAGUGCCAUUGAUAAUGUGUUAAUUGCAUUCUUUUGGUAAUUUUACAAUAUUUAAACUGUAAAAUACAUUUUCGAAUUUUCAUGAAAAUUUGCAUGAUUCUGGAGGCAUGCUGCUUUAAAAUUGCUGAAAGUCAUAUGAUACAGUUCAUUGGUUUUAUGAAAAGGGAAGUUUGUUCCUGUUUUGUUGUUUCAUUUUAGCACAUUGAAAUAGAAUGUCUAAGAUUUUAAUCAAUAAGAACAAAAAAUUUAUAUACUCAUUUUCAAGCCAAUCUGCCUUUAUUUUAGAAGUAAUGAUCGAUGGAGUGAUAAUGAAAAGAUUUUUGCUGAUAUCAGGCAAAUAAUUGAGUCAACACAAACAGAUCUCAGUGACUAUAUUUCUAUCUGAUUUCUGUAUAACUUUAAUUAAAAAUUGAAUAUC
Molecule: messenger RNA, 1668 nt
Organism: Ruditapes philippinarum (Manila clam)
Lineage: Eukaryota; Metazoa; Mollusca; Bivalvia; Venerida; Veneridae
Exons: 3
Coding region: 120-866 (248 amino acids)
Source: RefSeq, a predicted model, not a curated record